Nematocida major is the source of this 717-nucleotide messenger RNA. Its product is annotated as trimethylguanosine synthase. The record is from RefSeq and is a predicted model, not a curated record. NCBI's taxonomy places the organism in Eukaryota, Fungi, Microsporidia. Gene Ontology annotation, biological process: 7-methylguanosine RNA capping; 7-methylguanosine cap hypermethylation. Gene Ontology annotation, molecular function: RNA cap trimethylguanosine synthase activity. Bases 1 to 717 code for a protein of 238 amino acids. The transcript has a single exon. Gene Ontology annotation, cellular component: nucleus.
AUGUGCAGAGACAAGGACAAACUGGUUAUUCGGAGGAAAGUCGGCCGGUGGAGCGUGUAUGACUACACUGCUUGCGCGCACCCGGACUUGACAAAGUACAUAGCGCGGAUGGACAAAAUUCUUCCGCGGGCAAGAAACAACAGCUUUCUCUUGGACCGGGAGUCCUGGUACUCGAUUACUCCCGUGGCCCUGGCAAACUCCAUCACAGAAGCCGUUCUAAGCAAAUUCCAGACGCCUGUCCGCGUGCUGGAUCUGUUUGCAGGCGUGGGCGGAAACACGAUUUCUUUUUUAAAGUACGAAAAUUCUGUGGACUCUGUGGAGAUAGACUAUGCGAAAGUGCGAUGUCUUCGGCACAAUGUGAAGAUGUGCACGAGCGCAGAUAAGCACACAGUACAUCAUAUGGACGUGUUUUGCCCGGAAACUCUGAAGAAACUUCGGCCGUCGUACGAGGUGCUUAUGGCAAGCCCUCCCUGGGGUGGGAUCUGCUACAAGAAGUGCAGCGAUGUGGAGCUGUUUCGGAGCUGCAAAGUCCUUGAGAUAGAGGAUAUUUAUGCGAGCGUGGCAUCGACGCGGAUAUACAUGCUUCCCCGGAAUCUCUGCAACCGCGUGUUUGCACUUCUUGGGAAGCCGUAUUUGGUGUUCCCAGGGGCUUCCUUCAACGGGAAGACGGUUGCUAAGAUCCUGGUGGUUGGCGACACGUCUUCGUUUUUCCUAUAA